This is a messenger RNA of Amorphotheca resinae ATCC 22711, 1398 nucleotides long. RefSeq lists its product as hypothetical. The record is from RefSeq and is a predicted model, not a curated record. The transcript is spliced from 2 exons. Bases 1 to 1398 code for a protein of 465 amino acids. NCBI's taxonomy places the organism in Eukaryota, Fungi, Ascomycota, Leotiomycetes, Helotiales, Amorphothecaceae.
AUGGAGCGCAUCAGGCCAAGUGCUGUGGUUAGCCCAGAAGUCAUCGCACUGAGUCCAAUUGAUCAGAUCAUGCCACGCCUGUACACCCGAUUCGUGCUCUGCUUUUCACUUGCCCCUGAUGCAGACCACAAGAAGGUUGCUUCAGACCUCAAAGCAGGUCUCGCUGCUACGCUGACGGAAAUUCCUUUCCUUGCUGGGGAUAUUGUUGCAGAGGAAGGAGGUAGAGAGAAAGUCCAGCUUGAAAUCGGGGAGGACGCUGGUGUCGAUUUCACUGUCCGAGACUACACGCUUCCUGAGACUCGGGGACUGUGGACGACUGGAUCAUACAAAGAAUUGGAAGCAGCUCAUUUUCCAAUCACCAGUCUUACCGACUCGCUGCUUUCACCUACUGGAAUGAUUCCUAUGGCGCCCAGAAACCCAGUGAUCGCGGUACAGGCCAACUUUAUCGAUGGCGGAUUGUUACUGGUCUUCAGCAAACACCACUCGGGGACUGAUGGCACCGGGAACAUGGUCAUGCUCAAAUCCUGGGCAAGAAAUACGGCCCUGGCGGCUGCUGGACAGAAAGUUACACCUACUGCUCUGCCAAAAGAAGCCUUCGACAGAUCUGUGCUGAUGGAGGGAACACCAGGACAAGACAUCAAGGACUGGCCCAACUGGAGCAAGAUUUUUGAUGGAGAUGGGAAGUUGGAAGCGCAGCAGAAAAUGGCGGUGCCUAGUCUAAAGAGUGGAUUUUGGCAUUUCUCUCCCUCAAAGCUCGCGGCGUUGAAAGAAGCCGCAUCUACGAAGAUCCCAGGUGAUCCUUGGAUUUCGACCAACGAUGCCCUUUGCGCGCUGAUUUGGCGUCAAGUGACUCUUGCUCGCGAUCUCAAAGCAAGGGAGAUGCCCUCAUCGAACCUUAUGGUUGCUGCCAAUCUACGCUCCCGUAUGUCUCCUCCGUUGUAUGAGAAAUACUUAGGAAAUGCUGCCACAAACGCCUGGCAAAACAGCAGCGUGGAUGUUCUUUGUGACCCUUCCCGGGCCGCAUUGCAGCGAACUGCAAUCUCUAUCCGUAAAGCUGUUGAUUCUCUCAAUGAGACCACGGUUCGUGGGUUGAUUGGAUUGAUUGAUUCUAUGCCCACGGUUACAUCAAUGACCCCGAAUUGCAAGAAUCUCCUGGGCCCUGAUAUCACCAUCACUAACAUCUCUACUUCCGGAUGGUACACCUUCGACUGGGGCCAAGAUCUCGGAAAAAUUGACAGAGCCAGGAUGCCUACCGUUGCCUUUGAUGGCGUGUGUGUCGUGUUUCCUAAACUGCGAGAUGGAAGCAUUGAACUUCUCACUAUGUUCGAGGAGUCAGUGAUGGAAAGGCUCAAGGCUGACAAGGCGUUCACCGAGUUUGCGGAGUGGAGAUGCAGUUAG